Molecule: messenger RNA, 1183 nt
Organism: Lacerta agilis (Sand lizard)
Lineage: Eukaryota; Metazoa; Chordata; Lepidosauria; Squamata; Lacertidae
Gene: BCKDHB
Product: branched chain keto acid dehydrogenase E1 subunit beta
Exons: 10
Coding region: 139-981 (280 amino acids)
Biological process (GO): branched-chain amino acid catabolic process; response to nutrient
Molecular function (GO): catalytic activity
Source: RefSeq, a predicted model, not a curated record
CGCGGCGCUGCUGCGGCGUCGGCGUCGAGACCUCGGCCGCGGCUACGUUUCGCGACGGGACUUCUGAGUCGCAGGCACGCGGCGCAUUUCACUUUUCAGCCGGACCCAGAGCCCACCCAAUAUGGCCAGACACAGAAAAUGAACCUUUUCCAGUCUAUUACAAGUGCCUUGGAUAAUGCCUUGUCCAAAGAUCCAACAGCAGUAAUAUUUGGUGAAGAUGUAUCCUUUGGUGGAGUCUUUAGGUGCACUCUUGGCUUGAGAGACAAAUAUGGUAAAGACAGAGUGUUCAAUACUCCUUUAUGCGAACAAGGAAUUGUAGGAUUUGGCAUUGGAGUUGCAGUAACUGGUGCUACAGCCAUUGCAGAAAUUCAGUUUGCUGACUAUAUCUAUCCUGCCUUUGAUCAGAUUGUUAAUGAGGCAGCAAAGUAUCGGUAUCGCUCUGGAAAUCUCUUUGAUUGUGGAAGCCUCACUAUAAGAGCCCCUUGGGGUUGUGUGGGUCAUGGUGCAUUAUAUCACUCUCAAAGCCCUGAAGCCUUUUUUGCUCAUUGUCCAGGACUAAAGGUUGUUGUUCCAAGAGGUCCUGUAGAAGCCAAAGGACUAUUGCUAUCAUGCAUAGAAGAUAAAAACCCUUGUAUAUUCUUUGAACCUAAAAUACUGUACAGAGCAGCAGUGGAGCAAGUCCCUGUGGAGCCAUACUACAUUCCACUCUCUCAAGCAGAAGUGCUUCAGAAUGGAAGUGAUGUUACACUGGUCGCCUGGGGUACUCAGGUUCAUGUUAUUAAAGAGGUAGCAGUUAUGGCUCAAGAAAAGCUUGGUGUGUCCUGUGAAGUAAUUGAUCUGAAGACUAUUCUGCCUUGGGAUGCAGAGACUAUAUGCAAGUCAGUGGCAAAGACUGGACGGUUGCUGAUUAGCCACGAAGCCCCUAUUACAGGAGGUUUUGCAUCAGAAAUUAGUUCAACGGUUCAGUUCAGCUGGCAAUAAUCACAACUUCUAAAAGAUUGUCACAGUUCCAUAGAUCACAGUAUUAGAUAGUGUCCUUGAGUUGUUGGACAAAAUUAAUGAACUGUAAAGCAAUAAAAGAGGCCUGUGGAAUGGAAUAGAAGCCAAAUGGAAAAGAAAAGGAAGAAAGGUGAAAAGGGUGGCCUGGGGGAUGAUGAUAAGCAAGAAGAAUCGAGCUAUAUAA